AUCGCACUGAAAGACGCGUAAAUCUGGAGACAUUUCGUGGUAGCCUGUACAUGAUGCCAUAUCGUCGUUCGUAGACUGUGAGCUAUUAUUAUUAUUAGUAGUAGUAGUAGUAGUAGUAGUAGUGUUGUUAAUAUUAUUGUUAUAAAUAUAGAUUUAUUCCUUGUCAGGCGAAAGUGGACAAGGAACAUGUGAUGCAUAUUUUACCUUUUUUCUAUAAAGGAGGCCUACCUUUGAUGUAUUCUGUUCGUGUGAAUUCACACCAAAAAACACAGGAAUACAUCAAAGGUAAGUCUCCUUUUUUAUGAUAUAGAAAAAAUGUUAUGAUAUAAUAAUAUCUAGCGUACACAGACCUCAGUAUUUUAUUUCUGGGGAUCAUUUCUCAUACAAAGUUUCAACGGUCGCCUGUAACGCGGGACCGACUCUAUUGUAAGAAAGUAAAAGCAAAUUUACAUUCCCCACUCGUGACGUGGGCUUGGGACGCACGUGAUGAUCACUCAUCAGUGCAAUAAAAUCAACUGUUUUAAGUGAUCCAAUAUAUUUGCUUAAAUAAAUAACGCGUAGAAACCAGAGAAACGCGGACUACCUGUUAAGGGCGGAAGUAAGGCAUCAUUCCGCUUCUCGAAAAUGAAAUCCUUUUGUCUUACAUAAUGCCCUUGUACCGAACCGGAUAUUGAUUAAAUUGUUAAGUUUUUUCGUCUGCAAUGAUAAUAACUAUGAAUCACCAGCAGCUGAACUAGGAAGCAGACAAACUUAGAACUAACUCAGCGACCAACAUUGAAUAUUGUGCUAGACAUAAGAGAGAAUUAAGCCCGUACCAAACAAUGAUUUUUUUGUCUCCUAAUUGUAACCAGCCAAGGGUAUACAAAACUUCUCGCUUAUAUCGCCUGUUUUUGCACGCUUUAAAAUUUCUGUUUUGAAACCUCUUGCACAAUCCGACAAAAUUAAAGUGCAUGUGGGUGGAAAAUUGAAGCCUGAUCUCACAGCUAUGUCAAGCAUGUUGUAGGAGGCAAACAAGCGCGUCACUGGCACUGCGGAAAACACACGCACACAAUGUGAAGGUGAAGGCCCAUCUUAGUUUAAUAAGCGAUGAUCACAUUCAUCACACGCAUUUCUAAAUUAGAUGCGCAAAUGAUUCAGGGAAUGUUGCCAUUUUACUUUCAUGAACUUCCCACGCUUUUCCAAGAAAGAAAGGACGACUAAAUCAAGGAAAUAUAAGAAAGAGCAUAAGUUUAUAAAGCGUAAUUUUAGCAAGGUUUAACCAAUAGUUUACUCUAGGUUGACUGAUGCACGUGGAGUUCUGAACAAGAUGGAGAGAAAUGUAUUAAUUUGCAAAGCCCUACUUCUGAUUUUCCUCACCAGUGUGGCGGCUGCUAUGGUGAUCAAUCCAAAAGGUAAGUAACAGACAUCUUUUGCAAAAACUUGCUCCUUACUGGUCCUUCCAUAUGUCCGGAUGCUUGAACAAAAUUGCAGUAUUCAAUUUAUAAUGAGAAAAUAUAAUGAGAAAGAGGAAAAAAGAAAGAUAUAUAAUGUACGCAAUUAAGAAGGCAAUUUAUUGUAUUGGUUUAAAAAGUAAGAAUUUUUUUUCCAAAAAGACCGAAGAGACGAAGCUGAAGUACUCUUAACAUCAGCGGGCAAAGAGUUCCAGAUUUAAGGACCGUUCUCUCGUUGUACUCAUGUGAAUCACUACUUUGAGGGUGCCAAUGGGUCUACUUCACGGAACGUUGGGUGGAAAGACGAAGGAACGGAGAGGAAAGAAGUCUGUGAGAACAAGAAAACAGAUUUGGCAAUAUGAAAAGUAUUAAUUUUGUUGAUAGUGAGUAAGUUAAGGUGAGCGAAGAGGGAGACAGAGUGAGCUCGGAAGGGAGCUUUACUGAUUGCACGUACCACGCUUUUUUGGAUAAAACAUGAAGUUGAAGACUAGGUAAUGAGAGAUCAAGGAACAAUAAAGUUCUGGCUGAAAGGUAGAAGCGAUAACGAAAAAUCAAUAUUCCAUCAGACUUUCAAAAAUCUUUAUUGCAAAUAUGGCUGAUAUGAGGUUUCCAAGAAAGAUUUCCAUCACUAAAAAUGCCCAAGAAUUUUACGGCGCGUGCUUGACACUGGCAGCUGCCAUCAAAAGGUAUUGAUCUAUCUGUCAGAUUUAUUCUCUUAUUUGCUUAGAUCUAAAACUGAUAAAAUUAGAUUUAUUUGGAUUAACAGACAAUUUGUUAGAUUCCAUUCACUGACCAAGUUUAACUUAUUUAAGAUUCAUACAGUGGAACCCCGAUAUAACGAGCCUCGGUAUAACGAUGUUCCCGGUAUAACGAUGAAUAAUGUCCCAGCAAACGUUACAGUAAAAUGUAUGUGAGAGAACCCCGAUGUAACGAUCUUCGAUAUAACGAUGAGAAUUUAGCGGACCGAACGUAAAAUAGGUGCCUCUAUAACGAUAUUUUCAGUACACAGUCACAAUUUAAACAAAACAUUGAAUUCAACACCAUAACAUUACAGUGAUCGAAUGAUCUCUAAGGUUUCUGUCAACAGCUUUGUACGAUGAUACAGGAAAAUGAUACGUACUGAUGAUGAUAUAUUAGAGACUGAACCUACGCCUCUGACUCCUAUGCAAGCUACCGAAGCUGUAAAGGCAAUAAGAGAUUUUGUAAUUACGCUGGAAGAUUCAGGCGAACCAGAGAGAUAAUUUCUUUCCUAUCUUUUGGCCAUGGAAGACGCGUGUAAGCCUUGAAAACUUCCAGAGCUGUGCCAACUGUUCAAGGACAUUGCUGCAUGAUUGAAAUGCUACAUUUGUGAAUCAUUUGAUUAACCCCGAUAUAACGAUAUUUUCGGUUUUUUUUUCGGCCAUAUCGUUAUCAUCGGGAGUUUCGAUAUGAUGAUUCCGCGAUUAGGCCCGAUUACGAGCCGCUGUUCGGGAAAAUGAGCCCGAAAUCGAGUCUAUUCCUCGAUAUAGCGAUAUAAUUUUAUUGUUCCUCAGCAUACCGUUAUAUCGGAGUUCCACUGUAGUUGAAUUAAACGAUAAACAUCAGGAUACGAGCAAAAUAUGAGGGUGUCGUGCUCAAAUAAUAACGUUUCAGCUGAGGGGAAAAAUUUAUAACAUAUUUUUAUAUAAAACAAGAAAAAAAGCUUUCUCUAGAUCGAUCCUUGUGGCACGCCAGACUUGACGGUUUGGUAAGAACAAAGUUUAGUUUCAAAAGGUUGAGUUAGAUCGUCCGGGUGAACGUAGUCCUGAAUAGGACUGUUGUUCUUGACAGUGACUGACGUUUCGACAACCUGUGCGGUAGUCAUCUUCAGAGUCAAAGUGAGUUGUAUCACGUCAGUUGAUGGUAUUAUUAUACUCUGGUUAUUGAUCUGAUUGGUCAAUUAUGUCGCGAUGUUAUUGGUCGUCUGUCAGUUAAGCCGUGAUGUUAUUGGCUAUGAAGACUCGUAAUCAGUGAUUGGUGCGUUUCGAUCCGUCUAUUGUCACAGUUAAACAGUCGUCUAUUGUUAGUCAAAUUGUUAGUUCUCCAGUUGUUCUCUCGUAGUUAGUUUUGCUUGAUCUCGUCAAUAAGUCGUUUGUACGGCGCUGGUAACUGUUGACUACGAUUCAGUGGCGUUUGUUCUAAGUUAGUAAACCAGCUUUCUAAAGUAAGACGUUGAUAGUAGUCUGUAGAAUACGUUAUACAUGUCGCAGAGUCCCAAAAUGAAAAUGCAAAACAUCGAGGAACAAGCCCUAGCUACCUACACGCGAACUGUACUUCUUUGGUUACGUUACGUUGACGACACAUUCACCGCCGUACACAAAGACGGAAUCGACGAUUUUCACGAACACCUUAACAGACAGAACGCGGACAUACAGUUCACCAAGGAGAUCGAAGAAAAGGUUAAGAUACCUUUCCUAGACUGCUUGGUCACUCGCGACAACAACAAACUAAAAACGACUAUUUACAGAAAACCGACACAUACCGACCGAUUACUAGACCAGUCUUCGUACAACCCGACCUCUCACAAGGCUACUACUAUCCGGACUCUGACGAGACGAGCGCAACUAGUUUGCGACUCACCUGACAGCCUACAAGACGAGACUGAUUAUCUUAACAACGUUUUUAGUAAGAACAAUUACAACACGGACUUUGUUAGACGGAACACUCACAGUAACACUGACUCUCAGACCAACUCUGGCCCUGUUACGACAGCGACUAUACCGUACAUCAGAGGCGCCUCUGAAACUAUUGCACGUAUAUUACAACCUUACAAUAUACGUGUUGCGCACAAACCGAUAACCACUUUACGGCGACCGCUUACUAAUGUCAAGGACAAAGACAAACCGGAGGACAGACAAGGAGCAGUAUACAAGAUCAAAUGCUGCGACUGCCAGGCUUCUUACAUUGGUGAAACCGGCAGAAACCUAAGCACGCGACUGACCGAACACAAACGCGCGACGAGGAAUGGUGACGUCAACAAUCACAUUGCUGAGCACCAUUUAAAGUCGAAACAUCAAAUUGUCUGGGACUCUGCGACAUGUAUAACGUAUUCUACAGACUACUAUCAACGUCUUACUUUAGAAAGCUGGUUUACUAACUUAGAACAAACGCCACUGAAUCGUAGUCAACAGUUACCAGCGCCGUACAAACGACUUAUUGACGAGAUCAAGCAAAACUAACUACGAGAGAACAACUGGAGAACUAACAAUUUGACUAACAAUAGACGACUGUUUAACUGCUACAAUAGACGGAUCGAAACGCACCAAUCACUGAUUACGAGUCUUCAUAGCCAAUAACAUCACGGCUUAACUGACAGACGACCAAUAACAUCGCGACAUAAUUGACCAAUCAGAUCAAUAACCAGAGUAUAAUACCAUCAACUGACGUGACACAACUCACUUUGACUCUGAAGAUGACUACCGCACAGGUUGUCGAAACGUCAGUCACUGUCAACAACAACAGUCCUAUUCAGGACUACGUUCACCCGGACGAUCUAACUCAACCUUUUGAAAUGACUCCUGGGUUCAAACCUUUCAAAGUUUAGUUUGAUCCUUAAAAUCCAUUUGAGGGAAGUUCCUUCCAUCCCGCGAAAGCUGAUGAAAUUGCGUAUCUAAAAAACACAGUUUGUGAUCUCGCUACCAUCAAUGGAACAUGCUUUUCGUUAAUUAGGUGGAUAAGUCUCUGGCUAGCCUGCGGAGCUGCAAGCGCGAAACCAACGGAAAGGAUCGCUGCCUAGUGCACGGUUGGUGGAAUGAUUUUUGCGAAAGCCGAACCGUGAAGACAAUAAAAGGUUUUCAAAGGUGUCUAUGCCCUGAUAUCCCCUUCGUGAUGCCACUUGUGUAGGAUUUUAUGUUCUUUCCUUGUCCGUUUCAGAAAAAAUUUCAAAUCUGCCCUUCAUCGAAAGCUUUGGUCUUCAAGGAAAAAUCAUACCCUACAUUGGAAGUAAAGUUAAUUUGACUUGCAAAAUGAAACAUGCGGAGGCGGGUAUUUUCCUCAAGGCAGGACUCGCUAUAAGGGAGGGAGGACGAUUCAGGUACAUAUUUGAAGACAGUGGGCAUGAUGGGCUUGUAGCUCAUCUUGAAAUUACAGAUGUCUCCAAGGAAGAUGAAGGUGUUUUUACUUGCUGUGCUUUUAGGGCUGGAAUUAUAACUACGAAAACGCUUACAUUUAAAACAGGUUUGUACGUCCGCUGCCUAAGUCGACAAGAGUACUUUUUUAAAUAUGUAUUCAGUAAUACUUUUGCAGUAGCCCACAUUCGAUAUACCGUUAAGUUCCCAAAGUAGCGAACCUCUGAAAGUAGAGAUAAAAUGUCACAGGUGCUAGCAAGUCUCGAAAUUAGCGAUCCCCCCGAAAACAACGACCCUCCGAAAAAAGAGGCCCUAAAACUUAUUUCCCUUUUAAAAUAUAAUGGAUAGGAUAGAUAUCCUGAACAAACGCUACACUGAUCCGAAAGAGACGACCCCCUGAAAGUAGCGAAAGAAGAGGGGUGCUAAAUCCAAAAGUAACGAUGGUCGUUACUUUCAGGACUUAACGGUAUUAGAAUUUUAAUUUGACUUCGAGGCUUUAGUGAACGAAAAUUGCAAAUUUUCACGACUCCAUUGUCUCGCAAUCCCCAGAAGAGACAUGAGCACAAAGAAAACCAAACAAAAUACAGAAAUGACCAGAAAGCCUCGGAGUAAAUUACCGUGAAAUGAUAAAUUACCUUAUUCAAGUAAAAGUGAAUUAAUGAUUCCUAUUCUAGUUUAGAGGGUAUGCUCUAAAAUCAGCCACGAAGAAGACAAAAGCACAUAAAAGCUAACUUAAAUGUGCAUGUUCUUUUGCAUCUCCUUCAGUGGUCGCGAGAUCAAUUAUUUUUUUACCUUUUAGAGUCUGUGAAAAGUCAUAUUGCUCACUAUAAAUAUAGUCAUUUUCCUUUCCUUUACAAAGUCACUAAUGCAGCGGCACCCCAUACAAAAAAUAGAAUAAAAUAAACCAGCCAUGGGAUACGACCCAAUCCUGACUACCUCCAUGUUUUUAUGGCUUACUUGCUUACACGCUAUGAUUCAAUUUGUCUUUUGCCAGGGCAAUAAAACAGUUGUCGAGAACUUGUCUUUGCUCCAAAACUUUCGCUUGAAAACUGAUACCCCUCUCAUCACUUCGUUUCGAUAUUGGAUUUUGUGUGCGAGGCAUGUUCGUAGACCUGUAGUCCCGGGCCUACAAAUGUUUGGUUUGAUCACUCUACCGCUUGCAAUAAUUUAUGCGUUGUUGGGGUGAGCUAAGAAGCUUAAGAGGUCAAAGUGUUGGUGAGGUCAGAAUAGUCAUGCGUGCAGUUUUCAGGAUAUGUGGUAAUGAAAUUUAGCCAGGCCCACAAACAGUCGAAAAGCUGGCUACGUCCCUGCGAGGUAUUCCCUUGUCAAAUAAUGAAUUUUCCUCAAGCUGCGCGUCUGACUCCCACAUCCUCACAUAUUUGACUCUUUUUAUCUUUUAUAGCUCCUUAUCCUCCACCCUCGAUCCCAAGCCUUGUCGUGGACAGCAAAGGACUGUUGCAAUUUCCAUGA
Molecule: messenger RNA, 6985 nt
Organism: Porites lobata
Lineage: Eukaryota; Metazoa; Cnidaria; Anthozoa; Scleractinia; Poritidae
Source: the annotation of a GenBank genome assembly